This is a messenger RNA of Trichosurus vulpecula (common brushtail), 198 nucleotides long. Its product is annotated as keratin-associated protein 20-2-like. The record is from RefSeq and is a predicted model, not a curated record. Bases 1 to 198 code for a protein of 65 amino acids. The transcript has a single exon. NCBI's taxonomy places the organism in Eukaryota, Metazoa, Chordata, Mammalia, Diprotodontia, Phalangeridae.
AUGAGCUACUAUGGCAGCUACUAUGGGGGCCUGGGCUAUGGCUAUGGCUCUGGUUAUGGCUGCGGAUGUGGCAGCUUCCGUGGACUAGGCUAUGGCUUUGGUGGCUUGGGCUAUGGAGGCCUGGGCUAUGGUGGCUACGGCUAUGGCUGCUACCGCCCAUCUUGCUUUGGAAGGUAUUAUUCCUGUGGCUUCUACUGA